AUGACUACGAAAGAACAGACUAUCUUGGAGUUGAAGUCUAAAGGAAAUGCGUACUUUGUCGAAAAGAACUACAACGAGGCGGUGAAGGCCUACAGUGAUGCUCUCGCACUCGACGAUUCCAACGCCGUUCUCUUCUGCAACCGCGCGGCAUCAUAUCUUGGUCUUGAGCAGUUUGGACGAGCUGCCCAAGACGCUACGAGAGCCACGGAACUCGACCCGAAGUACACGAAGGCGUGGUCGCGCCUUGCCUCUGCAUAUCAUGGGAUACAAGAGUACGGGAGGUCUGCAUCCGCAUGGAAACAGGCAAUAGCGAGCAUCCCGAGCCCAGGAACUGCGGCGAACGACAAGAUGAGGCGCGACUAUACGAACAAUCUCAAGGCAGAAGAGCGCCUCUCACGUACGCAUGAGAGAGGUGACAUUGCUUCGACCAUGCAGCCAAUCGAGAUACGUUACGUGGGUAAACUCUUGCCCUGGCAGCGAGCUCGGGCGAUGUUGCCGUGGCUCAAAGAGCAAAAUAUUGAAGAUAGUAGUGCCUACGUGAUUGCCGGGGCCGCAGAGGACUUGAGUGACGGACAUGAACUCCUAUCCAAGCAAAAGACUGGUGGAAUCCUGAUCACUGGUAUCAGAGGUGUACUGGAGUGCAUCACGAACGCCGUCAUUAUGGAUCAACGAUGCUUUGCGAUCCGCGAUCCACAGUUUCUUCAGAGCAUCGACAAGCAAAUCCUCCUCGAGCGCAACGAAACGCAUGUUCCGGAGAGCCUCCUGUCUGAACCGUCCACGUUUACGAACGAUAUACGAGAUUUACACGCAAAAGGAGGUCAUGAUGUCUCCCGUCUUGCAAUCACGACGGGCGUGCGGAUACUCAUCAUACGAGGCUUCCUCACAGCGGGCCUCACGGGCGACUACAGCGCCGGCGUCGACAUGUACCAAAAGGCUCUCGACAUCCUCGAGUGGGGACGCCAAGAAUGGGCCGACGUUCCGAAAGAGGAGCGCGGUGUUAUCUUCGAGGACACCUUCAUUCGCGGCGUACGGAGUCUCCAUCUAGAUGCAUACAUGAAGGCAUGGAAUCCAGACCAACCCUCUCCAAAGAUAACGCUGGAGGGCGUGCUCGAGCUAUCCACGGCACAGAUUGAAGAGACGCGCGCUCACCCUGUGGCGGAAGGGGCCACACCUGGGUUCAGGUUGGCCUUCGGUGACUAUAUCGAGGGCAACGCGCUUUCAGCCCAAGCCUUCUACUGGACCAAAGUUGUGACGGAGAACAAACCCAAAACCAGCGAAGAGCGCGCAAAAGCGCACGCGAACCUGAUCAAGGCAUCAAAGCUGUAUAGUCAAGCCGCGGACAAGUACCCGAAAGACGACGAAGAUCACUGCAUCCACAAGAAAUAUGCACUCGACCGCCUUUUUCUUGCUGGCGCCCCUCUGAGCAUCACGAUGCCCCUUCUCAAGAGCAUCCUGCGCGACUUGCCGCUCUGUCAAGCUAUAUGGCGAUGGAGCGCGAAUAACGCGCAGGGGAUGUAUGAUCAGUUCAAACAGCUGGAGGAGUUCAGGGACGCGGUGCAGGAGGCGAUGGAUGCCGGACACAUCCCGCCGAAUAGCGAGGGAGGUGUGUCGCCUCCGUGGGCUGAUCCUGUGACGGUAUUUGGGAAGGAGGCCAUGGUGCAGAGUCACUUCUAG
This is a messenger RNA of Peniophora sp. CBMAI 1063, 1674 nucleotides long. Lineage: Eukaryota; Fungi; Basidiomycota; Agaricomycetes; Russulales; Peniophoraceae. The record is from the annotation of a GenBank genome assembly.